Molecule: messenger RNA, 1227 nt
Organism: Chelmon rostratus (copperband butterflyfish)
Lineage: Eukaryota; Metazoa; Chordata; Actinopteri; Chaetodontiformes; Chaetodontidae
Product: aquaporin-1-like
Exons: 4
Coding region: 42-827 (261 amino acids)
Biological process (GO): carbon dioxide transmembrane transport; hyperosmotic response; renal water transport
Cellular component (GO): membrane
Molecular function (GO): water channel activity; carbon dioxide transmembrane transporter activity; glycerol transmembrane transporter activity
Source: RefSeq, a predicted model, not a curated record
AGAACUCAAACCCACAGCCUGACAGCCACACUGCCACCGCCAUGAGAGAGUUCAAGAGCAAGGACUUCUGGAGGGCCGUUCUGGCCGAGCUGGUCGGCAUGACCCUUUUCAUUUUCCUCAGCCUCUCAGCAGCUAUCGGGAACACGAACAACACUAAUCCAGACCAGGAGGUGAAGGUGUCUCUGGCCUUCGGACUGGCCAUCGCCACGCUGGCCCAGAGUUUGGGCCACAUCAGCGGAGCCCACCUGAAUCCCGCGGUGACCCUCGGGAUGCUUGCCAGCUGCCAGAUCAGCGUGUUCAAGGCGGUCAUGUACAUUGUGGCUCAGAUGCUGGGUUCAGCCCUGGCCAGUGGCAUUAUGUUUGGAGCACGUCCAAGUACCAUUGAUGCACUGGGGCUCAGCGCUCUCAACGGUGUCACUGCCAGCCAAGGCGUGGGCAUAGAGCUGCUGGCAACCUUCCAGCUGGUGCUGUGUGUCAUUGCAGUCACUGAUAAAAGGAGACGUGAUGUCACCGGCUCAGCUCCCUUGGCCAUUGGCCUCUCAGUCUGCCUGGGACACUUGGCAGCGAUCAGCUACACGGGCUGCAGCAUCAAUCCUGCUCGCUCCUUUGGUCCAGCUUUGAUCCUGAACAAUUUCGAGAACCACUGGGUGUUCUGGGUGGGGCCAAUGUGUGGUGGCGUAGCAGCAGCUCUCAUGUACGACUUCCUGCUGUACCCCAAAUUCGAUGACUUCCCCAAGCGCAUGAAGGUCCUGGUCGGCGGCCCAGUGGGUGACUACGACGUUAACGGAGGCAACGACACCACAACUGUAGAGAUGACGUCAAAAUAGACCCACACAGUCACAGCCACGUAGUUUCAUUGUACAUGUCUAUAGUCUUGUAAAGAAAAUAAAGUCUUGGUGUAGGAUGUGAGUGUUUUGGAGCUGUUGUGGAAAACCAAUGAGGACUGCGUUAACGGGUCAGUUAGCGUCUCUUUCUAAUUCACUCCUGUGUUCGACCCCACACACACACAUUUUAUCAAAGCUGCAGCAUGCAAGUCGAGGUUGUGAGAAUCUUGGCGAAGCAGUUUGUUGAAAUUUUUGUCCCAUAUCAGUAUUCUAUGAUGAGCCAUUUUUUUUUUUUUUUUGUAUACUUCAUGUGCCUGUAUCACUUUUUAUUUCUGAUGGAUAAUGUAUUUGGUGUACACUCUUGAAAUGUCUCUCACUUUUUUAAGUAAAUAAAACACUUGUU